Messenger RNA from Cuscuta campestris, 1115 nucleotides. NCBI's taxonomy places the organism in Eukaryota, Viridiplantae, Streptophyta, Magnoliopsida, Solanales, Convolvulaceae. The record is from the annotation of a GenBank genome assembly.
UACUCACCUCGAUUAAUUGACGAAUAAAAAUAAAUCAAAGGGACGAAGGAAUGACAGAGACGUGGCGCUAACAUCGACAUCGUUAGUUGGCGGUGAACAGCGGCAGCGGUGGAUCAGGCGACAUGCUCAGGUACCACUCUAACCAGUUUCCUGCGGCUCUGUUCUCUCUGAGUGGGGGCCUAACAAGUGGUAUCGGAGCCAAGGUGCAGAGCCCGGAGUUGCAGUCUAGGGAGGAAGGAGAUAGAGCAAGGAGCAAGAGGAGGGCGUGCCACUUCAGUGGAGGAGGUGGUGGUCGAGUCAGCAGAGGUGGGUCCAUGAGUGCCACGUCAGUAGUCUGUGGGUCCGAGUGCCACGUCAUCAUCCAGUCAGUUUCCUCAAAUUUGGAUUGUUUGGUAUUGGUUGAUUGCUGCUUGAGUGGAACUAUGACUACCUUGAAGUUUGAAGUUCCGUUAUUUGAUGGAAGAACGGACUUCAUGUUGUGGCAAUGCACGAUUCAAGACUAUUUGGUCCAGCAAGGUCUUGAUUUAGCAUUGCAAGAUGAGAAGCCAAGUGAUAUGAAAGAAUCAGAGUGGAGUACAAUCCUGAAGAAGGCUGCCAGCACAAUUCGGUUGGCACUGUCCCCACAGAUUAAAGUGACAGUGCUGAAAGAGACAUCACCAAAGAAGCUGUGGGAAACGUUGGAGAGCAAGUUUGCGUCGAAGACACUUACUAACCGGUUGAUGAUGAGGAUGGACUUGUACUCACUGAAGAUGGAAGAGGGAGGUAGCGUAAUUGAUCACAUCAACAAGUUUAAUGAGCAAGUAUCAAGGCUGUUAAAUGCAGGGGAGACUAUCAAGGAUGAAGAGCAAGGGCUGCUUCUACUGGCUUCACUACCAAAAUCCUUUAAGCCGUUUGUGUAGUCAAUGAUAGUAGGAAGGACUACACUGUGACUAGAUGAGGUGACGACUGCCUUGAAGGAGAGUCAAAGGAUGAUGGGAGGUGAAGAGUCUUCCGGGGACCGUCAUUUACUAGCUGCUGUGAGUGUUGAGAAAGGGAGGAAGAAGAAGAGUGACCAACUUGGGAGAAGAUCUCAUCUGAGAGACAUGAGCACUGUUAGGUGCUAUUACUGUGAAAAG